Messenger RNA from Achroia grisella, 1797 nucleotides. RefSeq names its product beta-hexosaminidase subunit beta-like. Gene Ontology annotation, biological process: glycosaminoglycan metabolic process; ganglioside catabolic process; carbohydrate metabolic process. The record is from RefSeq and is a predicted model, not a curated record. Gene Ontology annotation, molecular function: beta-N-acetylhexosaminidase activity. The transcript is spliced from 10 exons. Lineage: Eukaryota; Metazoa; Arthropoda; Insecta; Lepidoptera; Pyralidae. Gene Ontology annotation, cellular component: membrane. Bases 86 to 1741 code for a protein of 551 amino acids.
UAAAUGUGAAUGAUAUAUAUAUUUUAAAUAGUUAAUAGUUAUAUAAUUCAAUAUAAGGGGAAGUGUAGAUUAUUUUACCCCCAAAAUGUUGAGACAUUUUAUAAUUUUUGUUGCCGUUGGUGACUUUUUUGCAAUCGGUAUGUACGUUAUAAAUCCAGGACCCCUUUAUCCUCCGACAAAAGGAGAGGUGUGGCCUAAACCUCAAUUUGAGAAAAAAGAAUACACAUAUUUUACACAUAAUUCCUCAUUUAUUAUUACGCCAACAAACUAUACUUGUGAAAUAUUGGAUAAAGCAAUAGAGAGAUAUGCAUUCACCGUUAGAACAUUCCACGGUAUAGCACGGCGAUUUAAGAAAAAUCGGCAACAUAUACAUAAACAAAUUCUAGAAACGUCUACAGUAAACAAUGGUCAUGAUAAUCAUAAGUUGGAGAGAUUGGAAAUAGUUUUAACUUCACCAUGCGAAGACUUGCCGCAUUUGGAUAUGGAUGAAAAAUAUGAACUGAUCAUAGACAGAAUAUCAAUAUUAAAAACGGAUUCUAUAUGGGGUGCUCUAAGAGGACUGGAAACAUGGUCGCAGCUCUUUUAUCUAACCGAUGAUUACAAUCAACUUCGAAUUAAUAAAACCCAUAUUAUAGACUUCCCCCGGUACAAUCAUCGUGGUCUUCUGUUGGACACCUCGCGGCAUUAUAUAUCAGUUUCGAAUAUUCUGAAGACAUUAAAUGCUAUGACAAUGAAUAAACUAAACGUUUUCCACUGGCAUAUAGUAGAUGAUCAAAGUUUUCCGUACCAAAGCAAGAAGUUUCCAGAUUUGAGUGCUUUUGGUGCGUACCAUUCUUCUAUGAUCUACACACAUGAAGAUAUCCAAAAGAUCUUAAAAUACGCUACAGAACGAGGGAUACGAGUUCUACCAGAAUUCGACGUACCAGGCCACACUCGCUCAUGGGGUGUAGCAUACCCUGACAUCUUGACAAAAUGUUACAACAAAAAGAAAGUUAUAGGUUUAGGACCCAUGAAUCCCAUCAACAAUGCCACGUAUGCAUUGCUAGAAUCUCUGUUCGGAGAGGUCCAGGAAUGGUUCCCUGACAAAUAUUUGCAUGUCGGCGGUGAUGAAGUGGAGUUGAAUUGCUGGAAUUCAAAUCCUGAGCUUAUGGAUUAUAUGGUCAAACAUAACCUGACUACAACUCAACUACAUGGGCUCUUUAUGCAAAACGUUAUACCAUUAUUGCAGAACAAAUCUAUUCCCAUCGUGUGGCAGGAAGUAUUUGAUGAAGGUGUUCCGUUGUCGAGAAAUACUAUUAUUCAAGUUUGGAAAUCGCAAUGGAUUCCUACUAUGAUUCAGGUACUUCAACAUGGAUACCGACUCAUAUUUUCUGCUAGUUGGUACCUUGACCAUUUAAAGACCGGCGGGGAUUGGACGGACUUUUAUACAGCGGACCCAAGAUCUAUGGUUUACAACGCCACGAAUAACAGCUCCUUGCUGCAUAACAUCAUAGGCGGAGAAGCGUGCAUGUGGGGAGAGGUCGUUGAUGAUGUUAACGUCCUUAGCAGAGUGUGGCCACGAGCUAGUGCGGUAGCGGAACGACUGUGGAGUAAUAUUCCUGUAGCUGGUUAUAGAGCUAGAACGGAUGCUUUAGACAGCGCUCGUCAUCGUCUAGAGGAGCACACGUGUCGUAUGAAUCGGAGAGGAAUAGCGGCACAGCCACCAAACGGGCCCAGUGUUUGUGUCACAAACAAACAUUAACACUUUUUUUUAUUUUAACUAUAUCAAUAAUAUAGUAUAGUGUUACAAUAAAUAAU